UAGGCAAACAAAAUUAGUUACCUCCACAUGUAUACUUCUGGAGCACCAAAUUUUGUAUUACAUGUUUUAUUAUAUUUAUAAUAUGCCAAUAUUAAUAUAGUAUUAAUAUUAUUUAUUUACUAUGACGGUCUUUUUGACAGUGUCUAGUAUGUGCAUGAGCACCCUAUUUUGUAGGACGAAGCAUAUACAAAAGGCUAUUUCUAACACAAAAAAUUUGUAAGUCAGUAAUGAUGGGUACACUCUUGUAUUUAUUUGGUUAUAGUAGCACAUAAUAUGGUCUAAUUGUUAGCCAAACUAAACAAAAAUUCACAUCAGGAGAAUUCUUUGUCUUGGUCUCAGAUUGUGUAUGAAAAAAUCAUGUAUUGGUGCUAGGAAUUCAUUAUUAUUUCUCUGUAAUAUUUGUUUGCUCUUUUACAGAAAAAUGUCUUCUGUGCUAAAAUCCUUAGUUGAAAUAUUACAAAGUGAUGAAAAAACAAAAUGUGAAAAAGUUUAUGGAAAAUUGACUUCUUUGAUUCCAAAACUAGACGAAGAUGUGAUAAAGGAAUUUUUGCCUAGCAUUAUUGAAUGCUUGAGGAGAGAUUUGAAAAGCAAGGACGCUAAUAUAGCAUCAUCAUCAGUCACAUUAUUCUCAACUCUAAUCGGCAACAUGGAAUUACCAAAAAAUUUUGUUGAUGAUUCAAUUGCGGAAUUAUUUCCAGAAUUUAUUCUCACCAACGCAGACAAAGAUUCUGUUCAGCGGUGCUUUGAAGUGAUGUUCAAUGAUUUCCCUUGUCAAAAAUGCGUAUCAUUGAUUCACGAUGCUAUAUUCAAAGAUUCCAAGAAUUUAAUUUCAGACGCAAUGAAAAUUGAAAUUUUGAAAUAUAUAUCUCAGCUAUUCUCUGAUUCUGAAUGGAUGAAAACUGAACUGAAAAGGGUAUAUGUUAAGCUUCUACAAAUAUUGCUUGUUUUUGCUGUUGCGGACAAUUGUACUGUUCGAAAAACUGCUAUUGAUACUGCCCACUCACUCCUCUCAAUAUCUUCUGUUCAACCAGCUCAUAUAGCCCCGAUCGCAAGCUGCCUUAAAACUAAUGUGAUGCCGAAAAUCAAAUCUAUAUACACCAAGAAUGUUACUCAAUUAGAUGAAGUCCUUACCAGUCAUUGCCCAUUGUUUUUAAAAAUAAUGGGUGUCAGCCUUCGAAAAAGCAGUAGCAUAAUUAAUGCUAUACUGGCUGUUGUUGAGCAAGGGUUCCGUAAUGCAAGUUCUGAUAUAAAAACCGCUGCAUUUAAAGCAUGGGAUUGUCUUAUUAAUUGUUUCUCUGAAGAUCUAGAAGUUUUGUCAUCUUCUCGUUAUAUGAAGUUACUUAUGCAACCUUUGACAUCAACACAAACAACUGAUGCUUUGAAUAUCACAAGAAUUGAGACAUUAUGGGGUCUUGCUAUAAAACUCUCAUCUAAGCUUCCAGCUCUGUUUUCAACUGUUUGUUUACCUAUAAUACAUUGCUGUUUGGGAAAUUUGGAUCCAGAUAGAUUAUCAAGAAAAAGUCUUGACCAAUCUGGAGGUCUCAUAAAAUCAAGACAUUCAGGCGUAGGGGUACCAGGUUCUAACAAUGGCGAUGGGUUCUAUUCAGUGUUGCAAGCGAGUGGCUACAGGGCAACACCAAAAAAAGCAUCACAAAGUCCAAAAUUACAUAUUAUUGGAGUUGAAUUGCUGAUCCAUAUGCUUCAACCUCAAGUAGAAGAUGAACAAGUGCAAAUAAUUAAAAAAUUCAGAAUGCCACCUUUAAAUAGUGCAUUGUUAUCAGCGCCUGCUACUUUUGUCAGUCAUGGUCAACUUUUUAUAACUGUUGUCUCUGAAGUUUUAUGUCAUAUGAAUGGCCUUGCAGAAGAUUUAUGUUGGCUCUUAUGGAAAAGACUUCAUCAACAUGUGAAGUUUCAUUUGGAAUCUAAUUUAAAGAAGAAAAAGCGAGAGACAGAAUUAUUUAACGCAUAUUUGUUAGCAAUGCAGAACAUUAUAAAUGCUGAAUUGUUAUCAGAAAAAUUAAUUUUCAAUAUGAUAACAAGCUUUCUUGAUUUUCCAGAUGGUAUUCUGUCAUCUACUUUUUACGGAGGAUCAUUGAAUGGAAUGCAUGGUGUUCCAGCACUUUGCCUUUUGCGUCUGUUAUUUUCUAAACAAUUAAUUGUGAAAUUGGUGCCAUCAAUUUCAGAAGAUAUUUCAGACUGUGCAAAUAAGUUGGUGCUAUGCGGAUUUGAAAACAAUGUAAGGAUAUUACUGUUUUGUCAAUCUGUUAUUGAAAUAUUGCAAAAUUCAAUACUUACCAUUCAGAUUACGAAAUAUGAAGACCCAGUAGAUAUGGAAGCUAUAUCAACAUUUGUUAUUGUAAUAUGGGAAAAACUAGGCUAUCAACUUAACCAACAUAUUUUAAAAUCUCAGGAAUGUAAUCAAGGCGAUAGUUUGGACCAUGAUUUCUCCGCUAUGUAUUCUUACCUGCUAUUUCCAACAUGCCUCAUUGCCACAAAUAAUGAUUUUACAAAAAUGUGGAAUCAAGUGUAUAAAUCAUUCUUAUGGUGCGCUAGUUUUGUAACCACUUGCAAACCAAAUGAAAUAUGUAAUCGGAUUUCAUCCAAUAUCCUAAGCCAAUACAAUGAAAAGUGGUCAAAAUCUAUCAUGCUGGCAUUAGCAACAAUAAGCCAAUGCUUGGUAUCUAAUGCGGAAUUCAAUCAUGAUAAAUUAAAAAAGUCGAAUCGAUUUUCAGCUUUAGAAGGAACGGCGUCACCAGCAAGUGGUUCCAACAAUCUACCAUCUCUCCAAAAACAUACUAAUUUAGCAAAGGUCGCUGCACUCCUUGAGAUUUGUCUAAGUUAUGCUUGUGAGCAUUCUUUUUCGGAAAUGCUGGAUGUAUUACUCCAGUCUAUUGCCAAGAUGUUUUCAUUGAUCCAUUGUAACUAUGAUAUUUGUAACUUGUUCGAAUACUUUCUCAAAUCGCUGACAAAGGCAAUAAUAGUGAAAAUUGAAGACAAAAAGUUUAUGAGAGAACCAUUAAAAGAAAUUUUGCUUGCUUCAGGGAAAAGUUUUGCAGAAGAUUCUGCUGGAAAUAUAGCUGCUUUUUCAGGAGAAAAUCUUAGAAAUUUUCUUCUUGAAUGCUUUACACAAAAAGAUCGCAAGAUUAAAAAUUCUGCGGUUGAAUUUUGGAAUCUUGUUGUUGUCAGUACAGAUCAACAUGAUUCAGUGUGCAAAACAUUACCUAGCGAUUUCAAAUCUGCACUUUUUCCGAUUUAUAAACAAAUGGGUUGGACUUGUCCAUGGAAAGACGUUGAACUCCCAAGUUCAAUUGCAGUUGCGGGUCCAAGUCAGGAUGAUAAUUUUACACAAUCCUCUUUACCCCCAGCCCAAGGCUAUGGGGCUUUUGGGUCACCACUGAAAAAACAUAGUUUUUUGUCACCAAAGAAAUCACCACUUCGAUAUUCGUCACCAUCAAAAGUGCAAAUCAAGACUCCAACAAGUAUAAAAAGAAAACUGGCUGGUGUGUCCGAACAGGUCAAUUUUGUGAAAUGUGAUUCACCAGUGAGAAAAGCCAGUACCCCUCUGACUGAACAUCAGAAAGAAAAAAUGAGGGAAAGAGGGUUCAUUCCACCGAUGUAUAAUGAUUUGGAUGAAAAGCAGGAAAAAGAAAUGGUGGUAGACACCCAGGAAAGUAUUGAUGAAAUCAAAGCAGAAAACAAAGAAAAUACUUCAGAUAAUAACGCUGACAAAGACAUCAUUAAAACAAGCCAAAAUUUAGAAGAGAGCACACCGAAAAAGCGUAAAACUGGGAAACCAAAGGGCCAACAUAAAAUAAGUUUGAAAAGUAUGGUUUCAAUUCAAGAGGAAGAAGAAAUUUCAUCAGUUUCUGAAAGUCCAGUUCGCAGAAGCACACGAUCAAGGAGUAAGCCAUCAGACACUAGUGAUAUUGAAAAAGAAAAAGGCAACAAAAAAGCAGACUACAUAUCUGAAAACGAGAAUAAAAUUGAAAAGGAAGAGAUUAUCACUGCGGAAAGUGCUAGUGACGAUGAUUCUCUUUUUGGCAGAUCGAAGAUAGUUGCAAAGGUGAAUGAAGUGUCUGAAACCGAUCAUGAUGCAAUGGAACAAACUGAUGAAGACGCAAGCUAUGAAUAUAUUGAAAUCGCUGAUGCUUCAACAAAUCAAACUCAAGGAAAUAUCAGUAUAGAUGAAGAAGUAGAAGCAGAUGAUGUGAAAGAUCUUGGUGUGCGUCCAUUAGAUGAUAGUUAUGAGUAUGUUGCUGUAGCUGAUAUGUCGGUAAAUGUAACUGCGGCUAAUCAGUCUCUUUGUGCUGCAAAGUAUGAGUCUCCAUUAACAAGUGUGAAUAAUGAAACAGAAACAAGUGAGAACUCUGAUCAUGAUGAUGAUAUACCAAAAGAUAAUGGGAUGUCAAUCAGUAUAAAUAGUACUGAAGACGAAUCCGAAUAUGAGGAAAUUGCUGUGGCAGACAUGUCGACUGCUCCCUCUAACAUGACAAUGGAUGUCUCAGAGGAAAAGGAUAAAACAGAUGAUAAACCCAAUCCCGAUAUAAAAAACGCUGAAAUACCAUCAGAGCCCAACACUACUAAUGAGAAGAUUACUGAGAAUGAAAAGCAAGGGGAAGAAGUGCGGCGGAGAUCAUUGAGACUCCAGAAAACAGCUUUCAUAGAGGAAGAAGAUGAUGAACAAUAUAUGUCCUCAGAUGGGGAAAGUGAAGACAUUGAAUCAGAUCAAAAAUCAUUGAAUGAAACUGAAUACGAGUAUGUGGAAGUCGCUGAUAUGUCUGCUGUUGUCGAUAACAACGUUACAGCGAUUGAUGUUGAUGAUACCGACAAUGAAAAAGGCGAAAAAAUUGACGAAGCCAAUUUGUCAGAAAAACAUGAUGAAUCUAAAUGUGAGGGUGAAAGUGUCUGCGUAGUUUCUGAUGACGACUUCGAUGAAACUGUUGCAGACGAUGAGGAUGAAUUCAUAGAUGCCAGAUCUUCACUUGAUGCAAAUUCCUCACAGUUACGAGGUGAUAAAGUAGCACAGGGUGAGGUUAUUGAUGUAUCUGGGUCUUCUGCGUCAGAUAUGUUCGAAACUUCAGUGGAAAGUACUGAUGAUACCAAAUCUGUUGCAGAGUGUUCCGCCAUUACCAUUGAGACUUCUGAGAGUGAUGAUGAGGAAGAAAAAAUUGAUGAGUCAUCAAAAGAUGACUCUGCAAAAUUUACUACAGAAACUAUUGUGAAUAAUGAGAAACCUGAAGAAAAUAAAGAAAUUAAGGAGUUUAAUGAAACAAGCCCUUUGAAGAAAACAAAAAUUCCAAUUGUAAAAUUACCAAAGUUAGAUUCCCCUGUAAAAGACGAUGACAAAUCAUCAGCACAUGACAAUGAAAACACUCCAGCUGCAGAUGAAUCCCCCGUUCAAUCUUCCAAAAGUCUUUUCAAAGUACCUGCAAUAGCAAUGUUGCAAGAAGAUGCGGCAUUACCACCUGGUCAAUCGCCGAGUGCAAAAGGAAUUUUGAAGCGCAGAAUAACUAUCGGUCCAGUUACAUUACCAUCUCCAUCACCAAAUAGUAGUAAAUCUCGAAGAGUGUCAUUUGCAGAGCCUAUUUCGAAGAGCAAGCAUAUGAAUACAAUGGGCGAUGCACAUUUGCAACAAAGUCCGCGAUCUUCGCUCGUACAUCGCAAAAAGCAUUCACCAAGAACAGUCAACAGGCGUCUGAGUCUGCAGCCAGAAAAAAAAGCUGCUCUUGCGGAUGAAAUUCCUGUAUCGCCUCUGAGUUUGAGAAGCGUUCGAGUUGCAGAAGCGAUUGCAAACAUAAGAGCAAAAGAUCCUUCUUCGCCUUCGCGUUUAUCUAAACUGGAAUCUGGAAAACGAUCGGUUUUGGCCGAACCAAGUGCUGGUAUUGAGAAUAAUGCGGAUUUCAAAAACAUUUCCUUAAAGGAUCUUGAGAAUUCUGAUUUUGUUAAUAAUUUGUCUAAAUCACAGCUUAAAAAAGUUAUUUCAUUUCUAUUAAAAACAACACCUGUUUUGCAUGAAGCACUAAUGGAAGCGUUUGAUACUUAAUUUAAUUACAGACUAACGAAACAUUAUUUGUAAUAAAGGUCAUUGCUUAUGAUGUUUGAAGAAGUUGAAUGUAAAUUUGUAAUAGAGUUGAUAAUCAGAGUUACUGGCUAAAAUUGGAAAUUUUCACAAUAAAAUCAUGAGUUGUGGUCAAAUUUAUACAGAAAAAUUAUGUAUAUCUCUAUACUUCUGCCAAAUAUAUUAUCCCUCAUUCAGUGCUGAUCAAUGAUGUUAUUGCUGUCUAACAAUUUCUGUAUAUUUUAUGUAUGAACAAAAUGCUCAAUUGGUUCCCAGUAAGUAGUUUGAAAUUAUUCAGAUUUCUGCCAGAUCGGAAUUUUUGCUUACUAAUUUACCCUAUGUGACCAAAACGUACUUCCUUUGCCUCUUUAAGUGUAUAGCUGAGCAAGUUGAAGCUGGUAUACUCUCGUUUAUAUGAAACCUCCACCUUUAUUUGAAUUCUAGUGGAUCGAAAUGUAAGCUUCAAUUCCAAAUAUCUGAUAUUAUAUAUUAACCGUGAUCUUUUCAAUGUCUAUUUGCUAAAUUUCAUUGGUGUGUGACGGCUAUGGUACGUCUACUACUGACUGAAUUUGAUGUCCUAAAUCAGCAGACUACUUACAAAGUUUCAAAUGUUUUUUGUCUCUGCCUUGUGCUGAAAUUGCAUGCGUUCCAGAAUGUAAUUUAUUUGUUUUCUUCUAAUCUGAAGUUUGUUAUAUUUCAAUCAAUUCUUUCUCCCAAUGCUUCUUUUUGCGGUAUAACGGCAUUGUUUAUUCAUGGUAACAGUUUGUGUAAAUGUUGAUUGAUAUUCAAAAAAGUCUAAAAUUAUGA
Messenger RNA from Styela clava, 6865 nucleotides. Its product is annotated as telomere-associated protein RIF1-like. NCBI's taxonomy places the organism in Eukaryota, Metazoa, Chordata, Ascidiacea, Stolidobranchia, Styelidae. The record is from RefSeq and is a predicted model, not a curated record. Gene Ontology annotation, biological process: telomere maintenance. Gene Ontology annotation, cellular component: nucleus; chromosome, telomeric repeat region.